GUGCCAAAAAUUGGUAAUUUUACAUAUAUAUUUUAGUCACUUAUUGACUUGGUUUAAAAGUAAUUUCAUAUAAAAAACUCAACUAAUUGUAAAUAUUAGUUUUAAGUAGAAAAUUAGUCACUUAUGCUAUUUUUACUUAAUUCCAAUACUUUUUGUAGGUAAUUGUGGAUCUAAUGAAUUUUAGAAUGAAGGGUGAUACUAAUAGCUCAAGUUGGCAAGACUUAUCACAAUUUUAUCCAAAUUAAAGAGAGUUGGUCCAUCACGUUAAUACAAGUGAUCAUUUAUGAUAUAAAUUCUUUGGUCAAAAAGUAUCUUACAAAAAGUGAUAAGAUAAGGCUAAUUUGAAAAAGCUUCAUGAUUAUGUCUCUUAAGAUAUUGGGAUUAAGGAAACCCAAAGGGUGAAGAAAACUAAAUGGGCGGUGAAGGAAUUGCUAUAAAUAAGAGGCCAUGAGCUUAAGGGAAAAUGAAUUCAUUCACUCUUACAACAACACACAAAACUUCAUGAGAGAGGGUGAAGGCAGAGGAGAUUGAGAGCUACCAAGAAGAGCAGAGGAAUCAUCUUUAUCAUCUUUCCAUCUCUUCUAGCUAUGUAUCGUAAGGUUAUUAUGUAUAACUAAUUCUCUCUUUUGUUGGGAUUAGGUGUAAAUUACUCUAUUAGUAUGUGUUUCUAUUGAUCAUGGUUUUAUAUAUGGUUUUAGUUGUCUCUCAAUAUUGAUGUUAUCUUUGUUUUCAUUGUUUUAAUAUUUGAUUUGAAUUGUUAUAGACAUAUACCUUUUGAAUCUAAGAACUAGGAUAAUAUUUAUUGAACUCUAAAUUCUAGACAUAGAUUUAGGUUUAAUAUUCACUUAGAGUAUCGAAUCUUAAUGUUAUUGUAUUAAUUGACGAUCCGAGACAUCGGUGGUUAAUAGAUGCAAUAGAUAUCUCGGUGUUAUCUGGACACGGAAACGUUCGACGAGCGAUACGUGAUAAUAUUGAUAGAUGACUAGAACCCGUGUAACUGAUUAAGGGAAUAUGUAUGAAUGAGUGAUUGAAAUCUAAUCCCAGCAAUUUAAUCUCUCUGUCAAAUUAAUCAUCUUUACUACUUUCAUGUAUUUGCAACUUUCGUAAUCAACCAUCUUUGAAAUUCUUUACUUGAAAUUAUAUUAAUUGUUGAACGGCAUCGAUAUCGCAUCAGUCCCUGUGGAGACGAUAAAAACAUACUUACUUUUGUACUUUCAACAAAAUGGCGCCGUUGCCGGGGACUGGCGUUUAGAUAUUGGAGCAUUGCAACAAUUUAUAUUCUUUUAAGUAUUUGUAUAUAUUUGUUUAUAUUGUAUAGUUUUUGCUUGUACUAAUCCUCUUUGCUAGACAAAGAAAGUUGUUUUUCUUGUUUGUUGAAUCCUUUUUCAGAUUCCCCAUUAAAAGUAAAACCAUGACUGAUCGUGGGUAUUACAACUUCUAUACUCCGGGUGAGUAUGAAUCAUAUCAACAGUUUCCUCCUUAUAAUUAUGGGCAAACUUCAGAGGCUAGAUUGGAGGAGACCAUGAUUAAAUUCAUGGAAAUGCAACAGCAACAAAACCAACAGUGGCAACAACAGCUGCAACAGAUGAAUGAACAAAUGCAACAGAUGCAAGACCAGCACCAACAAUAUCUGAAAAACAGUCUUGCACGAGCCAAAAAUUUGGAAAAUCAGCUUGUUCAGUUGACUAAACAGUUAGCCAAUAACAAUUACCAAGGAGGAACAUUUCAAACCAACACACAAACCACUCCUGACGAGAAAGAUAAUAAUCCAAUGAAAAAUGAGGAAAGUGGAGAGAGUGUGAAAGAUGUUGAAAACAAUGAGGAAGAAAGAAUGUGUGAUGGAUGUGGUGUAGAGAAAAUAGUGGAAGAAAUAGAGACACCAAAAGAAGUAGAACUUCCUCAAGAGUCACCAUGUAUUCAGAAUACUAGCACUGUUGAUAAUGAAGAAGUGAUGAUGGCUGCAGAAGAAAUUGAGGGAUUACUUGACAAGGAAAUAUCAAUUGAGCAAAAGAGGGAGAUGGAGAACCAGACGUUGAUUGAUCGGGUAAUAGACGAAAUUUGUGCCUUGUUCAACAAAAAAGAAUUGGGGAGGAUAUGGACUCCACAACAUCUAUAUCUAAAGUUCAUGGAGUUCCUCCCUAACCGAAGGAAAAAGACGGAUGAUGUUCUUUCCGUUUCGUUUUGGCCACCCUAACAUCUCAGGCGUCGAGCUACCGACGUUAAUCAAGCGCUUGUUGGGAGGCAACCCAAUUUUCUAUCUUUACCAUUUAAUUUUUGCAAUUUAUCAUUUUAGUUUAUUUAAGCAUGUUUUGAAAGGUUGCUGGUAAGCCAAAACUGAACCUCUGGUGUGAAAUUUUAAAUUGUUUUGCUUUUCCUGUAAUUCUUGCUAAGCCAGUUCAGCAGCUCAGUUUUUCUGUCACAUUUCGCUAAGCGAAAUUAUUUUCGCUAAGCCAAAGAUGCCAAUCCUGUUUGUUUUAAAAUAGAACAAUCUCACUCAUCCACUUUUCCUUAUCUCUGUCCCUGCGUUUUUCUCAAGUCUCAGACCCAAAAGUUCUUUAUCCUUCCAUCUUUUGUAUCACUACACCUCACAAAAAUUUCUCUCCAUCUCAUUGAUACUCAACUUUCAACCAUGAAAAAGCUUAAAUUUUUCCCAUUCAUCUCCAACAUAUUUUUGUUCUUCACUGUGCAUCUUAAUUCCAAGAGAAAAGUUCUGUCAGUUACAAUUGUUUCAGAUAUGACACUUAGAGAAAAACUCAAGAAGCUGCACAAAUGGCAUGGCCUAUGGAAAGGCCAUUUUACUCGGAGGAGGUGAGAAGCUGCUGUUGGUACCAAGGAAGUGAAGAAGAUCCAGACAACUGACAAGAGAAAGAUAGACCGAGAAAGCUCUCCAAAACUCUGUGAAGUUUAUUUUAAAUAGCUUUCGGUUAAAUUUAUGCUUUAUCUUAAUUUAUAUUUCUCUUGUGGUCUGAACAACAUGUUGAUGGUUGAUUGAAAAAAUGGUUCAAAUUUUUGAAAUUUUGAAUACCAUGUGCAGAUGAAUUGAAAAGUUUAGGUUUGUGAUUAAUCAAAUUCAAAUGCGUGAUUAGAAUAAUUUUUUUUUAAUUGCAUUGUUUGAGGUCAAAAUUUUGUGAUUAUCUUUGAAUGAUAGGAUGAAUUUGAACCAAGUAGCUUUAUUCAAUUUGAUUUCAUCCAUUCCUUCUUAACAUGAUUAAUUGAUUUUGAAUCACGUAGACCUAGCCGGGUGAGAUUGUGUGAACCUUCCAUUGUUUAUAUAUUUGAGAGCCGGCAAUUGUGUUUAACUCUGUUGAUUUUAACUGAAUCUUGCUAUUACUUGAUGUGUUUGAAGUCAUGGAAAUGAUCAAGGUCAUGUUUCUUUUUGAGUGAUAACUACUUAAGCCAAAAUAACCUACCUUGUGAGUUGUGUGAUCCUUUGCUACCCCCCUUGAGCCAAAAAUUUUGAAAAUUUGUUUGUUUUGAACCCUUGAACCACAAUAAAGAAAAACAAUGACUUGACCCUUGUCUUAGGAUGAUUGAGCAUUAAGUUUAAGUAGGGUUGAAAACAAGUUGGGGAGAAAAGAGGUUAUUUGUUUGAAAAAAAAGAAAAAAGAAGUAGUUGAAAAACAUGAGAUGUUGAAGAUGGUGAUUGAAAAAGAAAAAAAGAAAAAGAAAAAUAUUGAAAGUCAUUUGACACACAAAUGAAAAUCAAAGAAAAUGUGUUACAAAAGAAAAAAAAAAAAAAGAAUAUAAAUUGUGUCGAAACAAAAGAAUUACCAAAAGAAAGAAAAAUGGGGAAAGUGAAAGAGGAUAAAUAGCUUAUGUGAUGAAAUUCUCAAGAAUUAUGCUCUCUUAUCCUUAAGGCUUUUUGAAUCCAAAGAAAAACAAUGAUUUCUUGUAGCCUAGCCCCAUUACAAGCUUAAGAAAGACUUUAGUGAUCCAUGAUUGAUAGCAUGUUUUGUGAUUAUGAUGAGAUGUAUGUUUGAAUUGAUUUGUUGUGAACACAUUGUUUGGAUUGAGAGAAACACUACACCCUUGAGAUGAAACACUUGUGAGUAUUGUGAUUCUAGUUGAUUAUCUUGUUGAUUUGGAAAGAUUGAAAUCUUACUUGAAUUUUGAAACUAUUUCACAUUCAUGCUUUGAUUCUUUGGUGACUAUGAAGGUUUGAUUUUGAACUUGCAAUACAUUGAAUCAUGCAAACUUGAAAUGAUUGAAAUCCAAAGUUUUUGAUUGAUCAUAAAUCUUGAUUGAAUCAUGCACUAAUGAUGUUUGAGCCAUGCUUAAGAGAGUUUAUUUUGGACUUUUGUUUGAGGACAAACAAAGUUCUAAGUUGGGGAGAGUUGAUAAGUGCCAAAAAUUGGUAAUUUUACAUAUAUAUUUUAGUCACUUAUUGACUUGGUUUAAAAGUAAUUUCAUAUAAAAAACUCAACUAAUUGUAAAUAUUAGUUUUAAGUAGAAAAUUAGUCACUUAUGCUAUUUUUACUUAAUUCCAAUACUUUUUGUAGGUAAUUGUGGAUCUAAUGAAUUUUAGAAUGAAGGGUGAUACUAAUAGCUCAAGUUGGCAAGACUUAUCACAAUUUUAUCCAAAUUAAAGAGAGUUGGUCCAUCACGUUAAUACAAGUGAUCAUUUAUGAUAUAAAUUCUUUGGUCAAAAAGUAUCUUACAAAAAGUGAUAAGAUAAGGCUAAUUUGAAAAAGCUUCAUGAUUAUGUCUCUUAAGAUAUUGGGAUUAAGGAAACCCAAAGGGUGAAGAAAACUAAAUGGGCGGUGAAGGAAUUGCUAUAAAUAAGAGGCCAUGAGCUUAAGGGAAAAUGAAUUCAUUCACUCUUACAACAACACACAAAACUUCAUGAGAGAGGGUGAAGGCAGAGGAGAUUGAGAGCUACCAAGAAGAGCAGAGGAAUCAUCUUUAUCAUCUUUCCAUCUCUUCUAGCUAUGUAUCGUAAGGUUAUUAUGUAUAACUAAUUCUCUCUUUUGUUGGGAUUAGGUGUAAAUUACUCUAUUAGUAUGUGUUUCUAUUGAUCAUGGUUUUAUAUAUGGUUUUAGUUGUCUCUCAA
Molecule: messenger RNA, 5050 nt
Organism: Trifolium pratense (red clover)
Lineage: Eukaryota; Viridiplantae; Streptophyta; Magnoliopsida; Fabales; Fabaceae
Product: transcription factor SPT20 homolog
Exons: 2
Coding region: 1412-2194 (260 amino acids)
Source: RefSeq, a predicted model, not a curated record